GACUUUCAAACGAAAAUGUUAGCCAACUCGAUACUUCCCGUUCGUUUCUUGCCCACUUUUUCCAGCCAAUAUUUGCGUUGGUUGCGCGUCCACUCGAGCAGGGCUGAUCUGCUGUUCUUGCUGUUCUUGCCGUUAUUAUCAACCUCCUUGGUGAUUGUGGAGCGGACGGAGCGGGCCUCGUCCCAGGAGGAGGAUUCUCGCUCCUGUCCAGAGUUUCGGGUGCGUGUGAUGAAAUGUGUCGCGCCACAGCGCUUUCCACAAAAGCGAUGAGCCCAUGAGCAACAUGUGCAGCAUGUGCAAUUUCUUCAGGGGUGGGAAAAGAUCUUCUGAUACCCUGGAUGUUUCGACGGUUGGCUCACCCUUCCAAUGAUUCGAUUUCUUUAUGCGAAUCGAGGGGACUGAACGCUACAAGCAAGCCCUGGUGAAAUUCCAACGCGGACGUCUCAUCACUGCUCCCAUGGUGAAGGAACCAGGAUACUAUGAACUCAUUGUCGACACCGAGCGAUUGCAGAACGAUGACGCGCCCGAACAGCCUUGUUUCCAGGUCUUCGUUCCAAUCGGGUUUAUGUUGAGUUUCCAGGACUUCUUCGAGCUCCACUUUAACCUCGCCGGAUUUUGUUGGAGAGAGUGGCUUGUCCCGUUCGACAAACUGGUUACAUGUGCGAAGAUCUAUCCUCGCGAGGCGUGCGGAGUAUGGCUUAUCUGUGUGCCCAUCGGCAGGUACCGCACUGAGAACUAGAUACUAGUUGAUAGAGAUAAGCAGUGCGGCGGAUACAAGAUACUCGGUUAUUUACGUUGCGGUCAAUGAUGAGUACCUAACUGCC
Pyrenophora tritici-repentis Pt-1C-BFP is the source of this 824-nucleotide messenger RNA. RefSeq lists its product as uncharacterized. The record is from RefSeq and is a predicted model, not a curated record. Lineage: Eukaryota; Fungi; Ascomycota; Dothideomycetes; Pleosporales; Pleosporaceae.